CAUGUCGAUAUUAGCUGGAGGUGCUGCCGUUGGAUUCGCUCUGCUUGGGAGGACAGAUUUAUCACUGUUCACAAUCGGGCUAUCCUUUCUCUCCAGGCUUCAACUAGUCGACGCUUUCUCGACCUCGUUUACACCAGCGGUGUCCUGCGGCUCAUUCACCGUCAAUUGGAACGCCACAGCUGAGCAAUCAAUUGGACCUCCGUUUUCACUUCUCAUCGUACCCGUCAAUAAUGCCGAUGCACCCUCUGAUACCUCGGCGGGGAGAGGUCCAUCUGGACUGAGCCCACCAAUCCGAUUAAACUUACCCGAUAGUGUUUGGAAUGCCGCCAGUAGGAGUGGGACUCAUACCAUUGAUCAGCUUCCGCUACGAGCAGGAGAGAGAUUCAUCGUGGCCAUGGAUGACGGCUUCGGAUAUGGGACCGGAGGAGUAUCUCUGAUUCAACGGGUGGAAAUUUCUGGGGCACAAACUGCUUCCUGCCUUCCGGAUUCGUCAGCCAACAGUAACGUCUUCUUUUCGAUCGGCUCUUUCAGCCCAGCGCAAUGCAGCCCUCUUAGCAUCCUCGUCAAUUCGCCGAUAGAAGUUCGAGGGUUUGUCCCUGGUGGUUCCCCGUUUAGCCUCGAUAUGCCUGCAUCGACCUCAGGAAAUGCAACCAUCUUGUGGAGCGUGAAUGUUGCUACUGGAUCAUCUUUUGUACUCUUGUAUCGUGCCCAGAAUGGAGACAUUGCAACCAGUGGAUUGAUGGAAACUACCGCCGCAGGGCAGUUUGGAGAUGAGUGCUUGGUCAACGCGCCCCACACCCAGACGAGCAAUGGUGCCCAAUCGGUGGUAUCAUUGGAGGAUUGGGGUUUCUUGCUGCAGUUGCUCUCAUUACCUUUUUCAUCAUCAUUCGACGAACCGACUCUAUGGGACGAAGCCGCUCAGUAUCCACUGCAUCCGGCUUCAAAGGUCGAUCGUAUGACUUCAACACGUCCAAUGACAGAAGCUCGGUGGGCGGAAGGCCUAGAGGGAAGGUUUGGAGGAAAGCUGUUCGGAGGAGGAAAGAAAAAGGGAGCGAAUGGGAGCGGUUCUGGCGGCAAUAUGCGCACCUACACGUCUAGCCAGAGGCGUGCUAUAUACCCCGGCCUCAGCAUCGCAAGCACCCAAAACCAGAGUAUCGGCUUGGUGACUCUAGACGAACCCACUCACGACGUCCAAAUGAACCCAAUGCCACCAUUACAUCAGGCCUCCAAUCCCAAAACUGGAAAUAGUGACCCCAACCGACGUUAUCAGCCAGCGGCAGUUGAGAGGGUACAAAAUGAGGCUAUGAGC
Messenger RNA from Acaulospora colombiana, 1309 nucleotides. The record is from the annotation of a GenBank genome assembly. Lineage: Eukaryota; Fungi; Glomeromycota; Glomeromycetes; Diversisporales; Acaulosporaceae.